ACUUCCGCUUUGUUAUUUGCAUAUUAUUAAUACUUGACAACAAAAGGUGUGGGAUUUUUGCCAUAUUCUUUUUACCGAACAGCCGUUAUAAUGUCAGGACGGGGCAAAACAGGAGGCAAAGCUCGUGCCAAGGCAAAGUCUCGAUCUUCCAGGGCAGGUCUCCAAUUCCCAGUUGGUCGUGUUCACAGGCUGUUAAGGAAGGGCAAUUAUGCGGAGCGUGUGGGUGCAGGAGCUCCUGUUUAUCUGGCAGCUGUGCUCGAGUACCUGACGGCUGAAAUUUUGGAGCUUGCUGGCAAUGCCGCCCGUGACAACAAGAAAACAAGGAUCAUUCCUCGCCAUCUUCAGCUGGCAGUGCGCAACGACGAGGAACUCAACAAACUGCUAGGCGGCGUGACCAUCGCACAGGGCGGCGUGCUUCCCAACAUUCAGGCCGUGUUGUUGCCCAAGAAGACGGAGAAGCCGGCAAAGAGCAAGUAACGGAAUCAAGGUUAGCGAACAAUGCAGAGGGAUUCUCCAGGGAAAUGCCUAUUCCUCCAUCACUGGCAUCGUGACAAUAGGUCCCAAUAAUGAAUACUACGAAAAACGACUGUUUUCUUUCUUUUUGUUCACAGCUGAACAUAAUGGACGCCGUGUAUUAACUGCCAUCACUGUCAUUUACUUCUUUUCAGAUUUUAAAAGGACUACGGUCAUAAUUUCUUUAAAUUUUUUUGUGUGCGUUUAAAUUCUGGAUUAUGACAGGAUGCUUCUUUACGACAAAACAAGAAAAAAAGGAUAAAAACACCAUGUACAUCGCUGUAUUGUAAGUAGACCGCCACCCAGCGACGACAAAGAAGCUGCGUCAUCAUUGUCAAGUUUGUAAACGCGAGCCCAGUUUGUAGGUUUUUAUUUAGCCGUAGCCCACUCAAGAAACACCACUGGGGACUUCUGCAAUGUUCGAUACGAACCUUUCUACAAAUUAAAAUGUGGUGCAUCUUAAUUUUAAAAUAAUCAGGCAUGAGAAUUUCCAUCUACUGCCACAAUGCAGCUUCCCUCAUUUUCAACACAAGGAGGCGCUCAAUUCCAGCUUAGCUGGUAUUUCUGUUGGUUUCUUUGUUAGUCCGCAUUAUGCAGUUUAUUGGCCGAUUUCAGUUAAAUUUGAUCAUUUUUUUUAAUCUGCUUAUCGUUAUGCCUACAUAAAACAGUUUGCUUAUGUAGCUAUGUUUCAAGUCUGUUUUCAAGACGAUGUAUUUUGCUGUAUGAACAUGUUCUUAUGAUUAAUCCAGUUUGUUUACUCAAUUUAAGUCUACAUUGGAAGGCCAAUUUGUAUGCAUGCUCACACUAUUACGUCUCAUUUUAAUAGACUUAAGUGUUUUUAAUGAAAGAAUUUCCUGUUCCAACUGUCUGCGUUUACUCAGUCUAUGUAAAUUUGGCCAUGUUAUUAAGAACUUUAUUUCAUUAGUGCACAUUUUUCUAACAAUAUUGUUACUAGAGAGCACAAAGUAACAUUUAUCUACACCCUAUGCCUUGUGUUAAUUUAGGAGAUGUGUAAAUCCAUCUUUAUCCUAAUAAAUUUUAUAAAAUAUACUAAUUGUUGGAAACAUUAGUGCAUCAGUGAAGAUGAAGAACUACCAUGUUGAAUAAAACAAUUCCAUCAGGAUACAGAAACUGAUCUGAAUAAAGAACUAGAGUGGUUGUGAAAUCCAGCAACUUGUGCAAAGCUUCAAAUUUUUUGUGACAAGGCUUUGAAGGGGCCAGUAUUUGAGACUU
This is a messenger RNA of Polypterus senegalus (gray bichir), 1746 nucleotides long. Its product is annotated as histone H2A. Gene Ontology annotation, cellular component: nucleosome. The coding region runs from base 91 to 477 and encodes 128 amino acids. Gene Ontology annotation, molecular function: DNA binding; structural constituent of chromatin; protein heterodimerization activity. The record is from RefSeq and is a predicted model, not a curated record. The transcript has a single exon. Lineage: Eukaryota; Metazoa; Chordata; Cladistia; Polypteriformes; Polypteridae.